Messenger RNA from Drosophila persimilis, 991 nucleotides. RefSeq lists its product as uncharacterized. NCBI's taxonomy places the organism in Eukaryota, Metazoa, Arthropoda, Insecta, Diptera, Drosophilidae. The coding region runs from base 82 to 333 and encodes 83 amino acids. The record is from RefSeq and is a predicted model, not a curated record. The transcript has a single exon.
UACAGCUAGAGCUGGAGCUGGAGCUGGAGCUGUAGAUAGAGAUAGAGAUAGCGAGAAGAGAGCACUCACUGCUGACGGAUCAUGCUUAUGGGCUUUUUCCUGGACCUCUUUGCUUGCCGCAGAUUCCGCGGCGACGCCCCCCCGAUGGACGUGCCACCACCUCCGACUGUAAUGGUGGCACCAACGCCGUUCCCGGAGGCUGUGGUUGUGGAGCCACCCAUGGGGUAUCCCCAUCCCACAAUCGAUGAAGAGCAGGUCCAGGAACUGGAAGUGGAAGUGGACGACAGCUACGAGGGCUAUGAUGAUCCACGCCUGCCCGAGCUCAUAAUCUAACAGAUGCCGCAUGCUACUACCUGCCACAAUCCCACAUGCCACACCUCAUCCCACUUCCCCUGCGCUCCAUUCAUUUGGCUUAAUUAAAACUCUUUUGCAAUAAUCCAAUUACGGGCAAAAGGCAAAAACCAAAUGACAACAAAUGGCAUAAUGGCCAGACAUUUUCCAUAAAACUCUCUCUAUGAAAAAAACAAAAAACAAAACACACAAUCAAAUGUAUCCAAUAGAAGACGAGCGGGCACGUUGGGAGUCGCAGCUAGCGUCUCGGCUCUACAUUCAUACCGCCCGAGGGCGCACCCUGCACCGGGAAGAGUCUGCGAAGCACGUGGCCUGCUGAUCUGCUAGAUACGGUUCUUCCCUACGAUUCCGCGCUUUUUCGUUGUCUCAUAGACUAUAAAUCGAAUAUACCCUAAUAUUGCACACUGUUCGAGUACUGGGUAUGAAAAUGAACAAACAGAAAGAACAAAAAACAACGCAAACAACGGAAACAAAGCAGCAAAACUCCACAACAAACAAUGCGAUAAAAUUCAAUUACAACAAAUUUUUAAUUAACUUUUUGCAAUCAAAACACAGAACAAAACAGAAAAGAACCCGAACCCCGAAUGAGAAGAGUGCGAAUGCGAAUGCAAAUGCAAAUACAAAUCACCCAAAAACCUAA